GUUUCCUCUUCUCAACCAGAACCACCAUGGUCAGACCCAGAGUAUUCUUCGACAUCACCGUCGACGGCGAGCCCAUUGGCAGAGUCAUCUUUGAGUUGUUCAACAACACUGUGCCUAAGACCGCCGAAAAGUGGCUUUAGAGCACUAUGCACCGGAGAAAAAGGUAUCUCCCCGCUGUCGGAUCGGCCGUUGUACUACAAGAACAGUAUCAUCCAUCGCUCCAUUAAGGAUUUCAUGGUUCAAGGCGGAGAUUUCACCAAGCGCAAUGGAAUGGGUGGCGAAUCGAUAUAUGGCGGUCCAUUUCCCGACGAAGACCUCACUCGUCCUCUAGAUUCCGAGGGACUUCUCUGCAUGGCCAAUAAGGGACCAAAUACCAACGGAUCACAGUUUUUCAUUACCCUCCGCGAAUGCCCUCAUCUCAAUGGAAAACACGUUGUCUUCGGACGUGUCAUCCGAGGAUACGACGUCUUUCAGAAGAUUGCAGAAGUUCCGACGGACGAGAAGGACCGACCGGCCGUACCUGUGGUCAUUGCUAACUGUGGAGAACUCGUCCUUCGCGCCAAGCCACAAGAAUCCAAACCGGAAGCAAAAGCGAAAUCUCGCGAGAGGGAAGUCCCCUCUUCUGACGAAUCCGAGCAUGAACGUGAACGCCGGAAGAAACGAAGACAUCGACACCGGUCUCCCUCCCGAAGUUCAGAUGCAUCUGUCUCUCCUUCCGAAGAUGACCGACGCGAACGCCGAAAACAUCGCAAAAAGAGUACACAUAAGAAGCGUGAUCGUUCUGAAUCUCCAUUGCCGUCGUCGAAGACUGAUGAUAAGAAGAAGACCGAUGACGAACCCAAGGAAGAAACGGAGGAGCAGUAUGAUGCCCGGUUAGAGAGGGAAGAGAAAGAGCGCUUGGAGGCGGAGAAGAGGCGGGAAUUGGAAAGGAUGAAAAGAAGGUUAGAGUCAACUCAGUCAACUACGAGUGGCGUCAGAUUCAAAGGUCGAGGUCGCAUGAAAUAUGUUGACCCUGAGCUACAGCGCGGUGGACAUUCAUGACGCAACUGAAUGAGGGAUUGGAGUCAUGCCAGACACGUUGUAUAUACAGUGUAUCCAUAUAUCCGAUACUACAGGACAUAGUCCAUCUACGUGCUGCUCCCUUACUUUUCUGCAAGCGAUGUGUUAGUUAUCGAAAGGAUGCAUAGAUAUGUGCAGCUCACUUCCAUGUCC
Messenger RNA from Somion occarium, 1212 nucleotides. Lineage: Eukaryota; Fungi; Basidiomycota; Agaricomycetes; Polyporales; Cerrenaceae. The record is from the annotation of a GenBank genome assembly.